Molecule: messenger RNA, 957 nt
Organism: Neltuma alba
Lineage: Eukaryota; Viridiplantae; Streptophyta; Magnoliopsida; Fabales; Fabaceae
Product: zinc finger BED domain-containing protein RICESLEEPER 1-like
Exons: 3
Coding region: 1-957 (318 amino acids)
Source: RefSeq, a predicted model, not a curated record
AUGCCCCCUCCUGAUGAACCAGUCCCUCCUCCUCCUCCUACCGCUAUUGAUCCUAUUUCCAAUAUUACACAAGAUAAAGGUGGAGACAAUGUGAGUAGAAAGAGAAAAGAGCCUGAGAAGAAAAGCACAAAAUCACAAGUUUGGGAGCAUUUUGUCAAGUUACCUUUAGAAGAAACAAAUGGAGAAGUUAAGGACUUAAAGAAUAGCUUUAAUUCAAUCCUUAAUGCAAUUAAAUAUGUUCGUUCUUCUCCAGCUAGUCUCCAAAAGUUCAAGAAUAUUGCUGAAUUAGAGAAAGUGGACACCACCAGCCUUGUUUGUCUUGAUGUUAAUACUCGGUGGAAUUCAACAUAUUUGAUGUUGAAAUUUGCUUUGAAAUUUCAAAAGGAUUUUGAACGGUUGGAAGAUGAAGAUGAUGACUAUAAGGCAUACUUUGCUAGAGGUUCCAAGAAUGAAGGCCCUCCUAAAGCUAGUGAUUGGAAUAAGGCAAGAAUGUUUCUUAAAUUCUUGAAGGUGUUUUAUGACCUAACUUUGAUGUUUUUGAGUUCACUAAAUGUCACUUCUAACACUUGUUUCCACCAAAUUGCUCUAAUUCAUGAGUUGUUGGAAGAGAACAUUGUGAAUGCCGAUCCUUUGCUUAUGGAGAUGUCCCUUAGCAUGAGAAAAGUUUGCAUGGCCAUGAAAAUUAAGAUUAGAGAUGUUUUGUAUCAUAUGUUUGAUGAGUAUUCUAUGGGGCAAGCAAGUAGUAGUACUUCAAGCAAUGUUUCUUCUAUACCCCCAAGAUCAUCAACAUCAGCUAUGCCACAAGGCCAAGGUAGUAGAGAUCCAGGUCGUAGAUGGUUAGCAUCCCAAAAAGAAAAAAGCUCCUCAAACCCACAAUCUGAAUUAGAUAGAUAUCUUUCAUCUUCUUUAGCUGAUGAUACCCUUGUUGAUGAUGAUUUUGAUAUAUCAGCAUGGUGA